AUGAGCUCGGAGGCGGGCUUCUUCGGCCGGCAUGACAACCCCUUCCUGUUCGUCCCGAACCUCAUCGGGUACGCGAGGGUGCUCUUCAUGAUCUACGGCUUCUCGGUCGCCAACAGCAGCCCGGAGCGCUUCGUCGCGGCGUACGCGCUCGCGUUCGUGUGCGACGACCUCGACGGGCGCUUCGCGCGCCUGCUCGACCAGUGCAGCGCGCUCGGGGCGGUCCUCGACAUGGUCACCGACCGCGUGGGCACCGCCUGCCUGCUCGUGCUGCUCGGGGCGCGCCGCGCGUGCCUGCUCCUCCCGGCCAUGUCCCUCGUCGCGCUCGACAUCUGCAGCCACUGGUUCCAGAUGUACGCCACGCUCUCCGCGGGCGCCACCACCCACAAGGACACCUCCAAGGCCUCCUCGCUGCUCGUGCGCCUCUACUACAGGUACCGUCUCUUCAUGGGCUACUGCUGCGUGUCGUGCGAGGUGCUCUACCUCGCGCUGUACCUCCUGCAGUGGGACGCGUUCCUCGCGCCCGGACCGAUCGCGGCGGCGACUGCCACGCCCGUGGUGCGCGCGCUGUUCGCGCUGGUGGGCGUCGAGCUGCGCGAGGGGCCGCUGCCCGUCGUCGCGCUCCUGGCCGCGGCCGCGGUCCCGGGCUUCGUCGUCAAGCAGUUCGCGAACGUCAAGCAGCUGCAGAGUGCCGCUGGCAUGUUGGUCGCCGCGGAGCGGAAACAGCAGUACAGCGCCAACGGCCACGCGAAGGCGGCCAAGCAAAUGUAA
Pedinophyceae sp. YPF-701 is the source of this 768-nucleotide messenger RNA. NCBI's taxonomy places the organism in Eukaryota, Viridiplantae, Chlorophyta, Pedinophyceae. The record is from the annotation of a GenBank genome assembly.